CUAAUGCAUACCUGUUUUGUUUUUUUUUGCUGUAGGUGAAAAAUGACUAUAUGUUAGAAAUAGCAGAUCAAGUGGACCAGGAAAUUGCUUUGAAACUAGGUUGCCUUGAAAUCAGGAGAUCCUACGGAGAGAUGAGAGGCAAUGCAUUAGAAAAGAAAUCCAACUAUGAAGUGCUAGAAAAAGAUGUCGGUUUAAGACGAUUUUUUCCGAAGAGUUUGCUAGAUUCAGUGAAGGCCAAAACACUACGAAAAUUAAUCCAACAAACAUUUCGACAAUUUGCCAACCUCAACAGAGAAGAAAGUAUUUUGAAAUUCUUUGAGAUCCUCUCUCCAGUGUACAGAUUUGACAAGGAAUGCUUCAAGUGUGCUCUUGGUUCAAGCUGGAUUAUUUCAGUGGAGCUGGCAAUUGGCCCAGAGGAAGGAAUCAGCUACCUUACAGACAAGGGUGCAAAUCCAACUCACCUGGCAGAUUUUAAUCAAGUACAAACUAUUCAGUAUUCAAACAGUGAAGACAAGGACAGAAAAGGGAUGUUGCAACUGAAGAUAGCUGGUGCACCAGAGCCUCUGACAGUGACAGCACCAUCCUUAACCAUUGCAGAGAAUAUGGCUGACUUGAUAGACGGAUAUUGCCGACUGGUGAAUGGAGCCACGCAAUCUUUUAUUAUCAGGCCACAGAAAGAAGGUGAAAGAGCUUUACCAUCAAUACCAAAGCUGGCCAACAAUGAGAAGCAAGGAGUAAGGUCUCACACAGUCUCUGUAUCAGUUUUAAAUAAAGACCUUUUCAAACUAGUGAAGAGUGAAGUUGCCUCCAGGAAUCUCAAGCAGCAAAUUGCUGAACUGGGAGCCAAGAAAUGUUCCCUAAUGGCCGUGUGUCACUGAACCAGGUUUCACUGUGGCUUUCUCUGUUUUGGCAUUCUUUGUCUUACCUCUCUGUAUUUAAUAUUUCU
Messenger RNA from Meleagris gallopavo (turkey), 946 nucleotides. Lineage: Eukaryota; Metazoa; Chordata; Aves; Galliformes; Phasianidae. The record is from RefSeq and is a predicted model, not a curated record.